CCUCAUAGUGUAGAAUCGCUAUGCACCAUGUGGAUUCGUGUCGUGGUCAAAACGGCCUCUGUUGCGUUGAUUUGUCCGGCGCAGUGUCCAGACCGAGAUUGCUUAGGACCUACUCAUGGCCUCGCUUGCUUUGAUUUGUCCUGCGCAAUGUUCGGACUGAGGUUACCAGGAAUUUAUCCACGGCCCCGUAUAAAGCGGCAUGUCGCGCCGACCGAGUAAUACUGCUCUUCAUCCAUACACAGCCAAACAUGCCACCCAAACAGUUCUACCUGCUGGGAGAGCCCAGUAGCACUGCUAGGGAAAUUGAAGUGGACUCAACGCUAGAUUUCGCUGGGCUCCAGCAUCUCGUUGCCGCACAUUUUGCUAUCGUUAAUCCCCAUGGUAUUGGACUACAGACUGAGGAUGCUAUUCUGUAUGAUGUGCCCGAUGUCCUCUCAUCUGAAGAACUCAUUCGCAUCACCAUUGAUGGAAACCCGGUCAGGGAAAUCCCUGGACCAAAGGGCGUGCCGAUUAUUGGAAACUUCUUCCAGGUUUUCCCAGAUCACCUUGGAAAUCAUAUGAGAAUGUUUGAGCAAUAUGGCCCAAUCUUCAAGACGAAUAGCAUGGGGCGUGUCACAUAUCACACGAAUGAUCCCGAAUUGAACGCAAUCAUCUUCGCUGAAAGUGACUUCUUCACGAAAAAGAUCAAUGAGGCACACCCUCUUUAUCCGAUCAGAAAUAAAGAGGCUGGGGUCUUCCUCGGUGACAGCGAUACCCCAGAGUGGAGGACAGCCCACAAAUUUCUCCCGCCAGCUUUUGGGCCAAAGGCAGUGCGCCAUUAUGCUCCGACAAUGCAGCAAACAGUCGAGGAUAGUUUUAAAGUUUUCGAUGCUCUAGACGAAGCGGAAGAGGCAUUUAAUGUGUACCAGUACAUGUUGAAGCUAGGCUCGCAGGCAGUAGGCAAGUUGGUGUUGGGUAUUGAUUUCCAGCACUUCACCUCUGUUAAUGCUCCUCCCCACGAAUUAAUCCUCCUGAUUGCUGAAUCCCUUGAACUCAACAAGAAAGUGAGUGCCCGGGGCGAUUGGUACUCGAAGCUGCCUUUCGGAGACCCCAAGCGCCUGAAAGAUCUCAGAGGCCGCGUGUUCGAGCUCAUUGACGAAUCCAUUCAAAAUGCUAGCCGUGGUGGGGUUCAUGAUCUCCCGCUGCAAGAGGCUGCCCUUCAAGCGGAUAACGUGAUUGACUACGUGAUCCGUGCAACUGACAACAAAGGCAACAAGUUACCCAAGACAAGUCUUAUGGAGUCCCUGGUAGUAGCCACCGGUGCUGGGUUCACCACCACUAGCUCUCUGCUGUCAUGGUUGAUUUACAGCCUAGUCACCUAUGACGGUAUGCAAGAAAGAUUACUCCAGGAGCUCGUCGACAACGACAUUACCGAAGACACACAGCUUACCGCAGAAAUCACUGAUCGUCUCGCAUUCAUGGACAAGUUCAUCAAAGAAUGCCAGAGAAGACACAAUCCAUCAUUCCAACCUGCGAGAACAGCUAAAGUCGAUAUGAUCUUGCCCGGAGGGUAUAAAUUACCGGCUGAGGCUGUUGUCGUGGGAGCACUUCAUCAUUUACACAUGAAUCCCAAGGCAUGGAGUAAUCCCAAUCGCUUCGAUCCUGAUCGUUGGGAUACAGACGAGGUUAAAAACAGGCACAAGACCUCGUACAUCCCCUUUGCGACGGGGCCUCGGAUGUGCAUUGGCUUCAACUUCGCCCUCCAGGAAGUGAAAAUCUUUCUGCCGAAGCUGCUGUAUCGUUAUAAGUUCACAAAGGAGAACGAUGCUGAAAUCGAAUACGAUCCGAUGUUCCAACUCAUCAGACCGAACAAUCUGUACGUGAGGGCCGAGCGAAGGGUGAAAUGGCCUCCAAAGACAGACUUCAAGCCCGCGGCUUCAUUAUAGUGCUUUUCUGUCUGAUAUUCUUGUAUAUAUUACAUUUAAUGGCGUGCCUGAGAGGCGUGAAGACAUGACUAUCUUGAAAAGACUAUCUACGCAC
This is a messenger RNA of Aspergillus homomorphus CBS 101889, 2019 nucleotides long. Its product is annotated as cytochrome P450. Bases 249 to 1925 code for a protein of 558 amino acids. Gene Ontology annotation, molecular function: heme binding; oxidoreductase activity, acting on paired donors, with incorporation or reduction of molecular oxygen; monooxygenase activity. The record is from RefSeq and is a predicted model, not a curated record. NCBI's taxonomy places the organism in Eukaryota, Fungi, Ascomycota, Eurotiomycetes, Eurotiales, Aspergillaceae. The transcript has 2 exons.